This is a messenger RNA of Anopheles darlingi, 661 nucleotides long. RefSeq lists its product as uncharacterized. The coding region runs from base 71 to 661 and encodes 196 amino acids. The record is from RefSeq and is a predicted model, not a curated record. NCBI's taxonomy places the organism in Eukaryota, Metazoa, Arthropoda, Insecta, Diptera, Culicidae. The transcript has 4 exons.
CUAUAUAUGCGAAGGCGAUCGGCGUAUCGGGUCGCAUAACCAUUCCAUUCCAGUACCAGCAAGCACGACGAUGACGACGAUCCAGCGCGUUAACCCGGUGGCCGUGUUGUGCCUUUUCGUUGGUGUGUUUGUGACGCUGUCCCCGACCGUGGCCGCUCUGCGUUGCUAUAGGUGCCAAAGUGCUACCAGCUGGAGUGACUGUGAGUCACGGGCCGUGACCAUCACCUGCGAUACGACCAGCCCGUUUUCGGUGAUGGGCCACGAGCUCUUUCUGGCUCCCGGAGCACGCCAGGGAGUGGAACCUGCCUGCAUAGGGGUGUACGCCGUGGGUACUGUCAAUGGCGUCAAGGGCUAUGCGCACGUAAGGGAUUGCUUCAUCAACGACAAGAGCAUGUGCAGCGUAGUGCAAGACACGCUGCCAUCGGAGAUCAAGAUCAAGGAUUGUGACCUGUGCACCACCGACCUGUGUAACGGAGCGAACCGGUAUACGGUGGGUCUCUCCAGCUUGCUGCUACUGGCGUUCGCCUUGCUGCUGCUGCUGCUUCUGCUGCUUCUGCCUCAGAAUGGAGCGGAUUAUCGAGCAUUAUUCCGUCCCCGUACUUGGACAUUGGGCUGCAAACCAACCAAAUUUGCUUUCGCCCUCCACGGUCACGGGCUCUAA